AUGGUUACAAGCCUAGAAGAUAUCACCAGUCUGCGAUUAUGGAAGGGCAUCGUGGCGGAAUUUGUCGGGACCCUUCUGUUGACACUGGUUGGUUGCGGUUCUUGCAUCGAUCUUACCGGAAACGUUGCCAAGACGUCUCCUAUCGUGCAGAUAGCCUUGUGUUUUGGCCUGAGCGUGGGUACAAUUGUUUGGUCCAUCGCUCACAUCUCAGGUGGGCAUAUCAAUCCGGCAGUUACGGCAGCCAUGCUGGCAACCAGGAAGAUCAGCCUGGCCAAAGCAGUAUUCUUCAUCUUGUUUCAGCUGAUUGGUGCUGUCGUGGGAGCCGGCAUUUUGUUUGGUCUGACGCCAGCUGACUACCAUGGCAACCUAGGCAUGACAAAAGUUAGCGAGAAGAUCAAUAUCGGACAAGCGAUUGGCGUGGAGCUAUUCAUUACCUUCAUACUUGUCUUCACCGUGUUUGCAUCCUGCGAUUCCAAGAGGCGUGACUUGAAUGGCUCCACCCCUUUGUCCAUUGGCUUAUCUGUGACAAUGUGUCAUCUGUGGGCGAUUGAUUUCACUGGCUCCAGCAUGAACACUGCACGCAGUUUCGGACCGGCUCUUGUAAUGGGCAACUGGGACAAGCAUUGGGUGUACUGGCUAGGGCCCAUCCUGGGUGGACUCAUCGCUGGACUUCUCUACGAGCAUCUGUUUGCUGUCAACGCUAGCCUGGCCAAGGCCAAGGCCUGUCUGCUGUCCAGCGAUUAUGAUGAUGACAAAUACAAGGCUAGGAAGAUCAAG
Candidula unifasciata is the source of this 777-nucleotide messenger RNA. The record is from the annotation of a GenBank genome assembly. NCBI's taxonomy places the organism in Eukaryota, Metazoa, Mollusca, Gastropoda, Stylommatophora, Geomitridae.